UUAAACACAAUUAAUACAGAACUAUUUUAGCGGAAUACAACAUUUAUAAUAACAAAAACAAGAUAUUUAAUCGGGAAACAAAGUAAAAUCACAAAAACUCCCUAAAUAUCGGUUCCUCUUUGCUUCCAUUACCAAACUCCAUUAAAUUUUCCUUUCCUCGAAUUUUCCUGUCUUCAAACAGUUUCCGGUGUUAGCUGAUAUUAAUCUAGAUAUUCAGGUAAAAAGAAUAAAAAUCAAAUCAAAUCGAAAUACCAUUUUUUUUUAAAAAAAUCGUAGAUUUUGUUUUGCUUGUAAUUGUAUUAGAGUGCUGCCAUGGAAAUCUUCGAAGAAGCAAGCAUUGUUCGAUUACGUAGCAUCCAUGACAAAUACUUGCUUGCAGAGGAUGAUGAGGAAACUGUUUCCCAAGAGCGAGGCGGAACUGUGCGGAACGCGAGAUGGACGGUGGAGUUCGUGCAGUUCAAUUCCACCCAUGUUCGUCUUAAAAGCUGUUACGGUAAAUACUUGACGGCUUCAAACAUGCCGUUCCUAUUGGGGAUGACAGGGAAGAAAGUGUUGCAGACAUUGCCAAAACGAUUGGAUUCUUCGGUUGAAUGGGAACCUAUUCAAGAAGGUUCCAGGGUUCGGCUAAAAACUCGUUAUGGCCAAUAUUUACGAGCAAAUGGUGGGAUACCACCAUGGAGGAACCACAUUACACAUGAUACUCCUUAUAGAACCUCACAUCAAGAUUGGAUACUUUGGCAAGUUGAUAUUUUAAGGUUUCGCCACCAAGAUAAACUCCCUGCUCCACCUCCUCCUGUUCAAGUACAAGCUGAUGGAUUUGACAAUUCUGAUACUGGUUCACCUCCAACAAUUUCACUUAGAGGCUCUAGAAUGUCUAAAAAUGAGGAAGAUGACUCAGGAAAUGGAUCACCAAAGGCAUCUGAAGGAAGGAUUAUUAAGUAUGAGGUAGUUGAUGAUAAUGGUGAUAUUGACCAAAAUAUUGGAGAGCGUAAAUUCAUAUUUAAAGGGAAUGGGGUUGAUGAUUUGAAGAAAGCAUUGAAAGAAGAGAAUGUUGUGAAAGAAGAGUUUUCUCUUUGUUCUCGUAACCCUUUGAAUGGCAACCUUUAUCCCCUUCGUUUGCAGCUUCCUCCCAACAAUACCGCAAUGCAUGUUGUUCUGGUUCCUCUAUCAUCUAAAGUGGCAGAUGAUUUAUGGCUUUGAAACAUGUGAAGGAACUUUCAACUUGUACCUUAGCUUGUUGCUAGAAACUGCUAACAGCAAUGGAAUGAGGCAAAUUCCAAUUCUUUCAUUCAUUUAAAGCUAAAGGGUUUUUUUUUUUCUUUUAAUUUUAGUCAUGUUUUUUCAUCUGCUUAAUUGUUUCUUUCAAAGGCUUAUCUUUUUGCAGUUAGCAGAGAUGUAGAAGAAUUCCUUUUUGGACCAUUUUUUGAUGUGAGAUUUGAUUUGGAGGAUCAAUCGAUUUACUCUGUAAUGGUUUUGUUGCAGAUUUGUAUUUUAUUCUUCCACACAGAAAAAAACAAUUUUAAACA
This is a messenger RNA of Gossypium arboreum, 1526 nucleotides long. RefSeq lists its product as uncharacterized. Bases 313 to 1200 code for a protein of 295 amino acids. The record is from RefSeq and is a predicted model, not a curated record. The transcript has 3 exons. Lineage: Eukaryota; Viridiplantae; Streptophyta; Magnoliopsida; Malvales; Malvaceae.